ACAUGGAUUGACACGUAUUUACCUUCUACUUGGAAACCAUACGCACGUCUGGCCCGGAUGGAUAAGCCAAUCGGUACGUGGUUGCUGCUAUGGCCGUGUUAUUGGUCUACAGCACUAGCCACGAGCCCUGGUGUCGGUAGUCUUCCCGAUCCUUCUUUGCUAGCCUUAUUUGGUGUAGGAGCCGUUGUCAUGCGGGGUGCUGGUUGUACUAUUAACGAUAUUUGGGAUGCCGAUGUCGAUCGGCAAGUUUCUAGGACCUCCUCUCGCCCUCUGGCCAGUGGAGCCGUUACACAGUCCCAAGCCUGGGCAUUUCUAGCAGCACAAUUGACUACGGGACUGGCCGUCUUGCUGAGUCUACCGCACACCAUGUACUGCUUUUAUUGGGGUGCGGCUUCGCUUCCGCUUGUUGUGGCGUAUCCCGCCAUGAAACGAUUCUUUCCGUAUCCGCAACUCGUGCUAGGACUGACCUUCAAUUGGGGUGCCUGGAUGGGAUGGGCAGCUACGCACGGGUCGAUGGAUUUUGCCGUUGUGGGACCACUCUACAUGUCUGGUAUCACUUGGACGCUGGUGUACGAUACCAUUUAUGCUCACCAAGACAAAGUCGAAGAUCGACAACUUGGCUUACAAUCAACUGCGCUGACUUUUGGCGAGGACAAUCAGCAGAGAAGGAUUCUACACGGUUUGGCCAUGGCGACGUACCUGCAAUGGAUGCUGGUAGGACACCAAGCCGAACUGGCGGCCGUAUACUAUGCAGGUAUUACAGCCGCGUAUGGUCAUUUGGCGUGGCAAGUUCAGUCGGCGGACUUUAACGAGCCACACAACGUUAUGACACGAUUUCGAAGUAAUAGUGCUGUCGGAGCUUUAGUCUUUGGAUCGCUAGUGGCGGGAACCUAUUUUAGUUGA
Molecule: messenger RNA, 903 nt
Organism: Phaeodactylum tricornutum CCAP 1055/1
Lineage: Eukaryota; Bacillariophyta; Bacillariophyceae; Surirellales; Neidiaceae
Exons: 1
Biological process (GO): ubiquinone biosynthetic process
Cellular component (GO): mitochondrial inner membrane
Molecular function (GO): prenyltransferase activity
Source: RefSeq, a predicted model, not a curated record